Molecule: messenger RNA, 2379 nt
Organism: Trypanosoma theileri
Lineage: Eukaryota; Euglenozoa; Kinetoplastea; Trypanosomatida; Trypanosomatidae
Product: ATP-dependent RNA helicase
Exons: 1
Coding region: 1-2379 (792 amino acids)
Cellular component (GO): nucleus
Molecular function (GO): ATP binding; nucleic acid binding
Source: RefSeq, a predicted model, not a curated record
AUGACAACAACAACGACAGCAACAACAACAACAACUUGGGAUGAUUGUUUAGGGGAGAGUGAUUCCUGGCUUCUGCGGCCGCUGCAGGAGUAUUUACAUUACAAUUCCCCGCUCCCUGUCCAACAGGCGGUUGUGCCUACUGUUCAACGUGCUCUUCUCAGUGGACUCCCAAUGGAUGUUUGCCUCACCGCCCCAACAGGAAGUGGAAAGACUUUAUGUUAUUUACUUCCCAUGCUGCGGCUCGUGGCGGAGUGUAAGAAGGGAGUAGAUCACACACGACUGCGGGCAUUGAUAUUAGUGCCUACCAAAGCUCUUGGCAUUCAGGUGUAUAGGGAAUUACAACAACUCACACGUGGAACUUCCAUCGCCGUGGUCUCUCUAUGUAAAGAGAAUAGUGUGAAGGAGGAGGCAGAGGCACUUGUGCGUACGGCUGCUGUUCUGUCUAACACCACUGCAUCGCGUCAUUCACUACUAGGAGGGGAGAGAAAUGAGGAGAAUAAUAAUAAUAAUAAUAAUAAUAAUGAGAAAAAGAGAGGAGAAGGUAGUCUCGCUGUAGCAAGUUCCUCGCAGUUGUGUUACUACUCACGCGCUGAUAUUGUCAUUGCAACCCCGCAGAGACUUUUACGUCAUUUGGAUGGCACGGCUGGAUUGUCUCUUGCCGAUCUUCGUCUUCUUGUCAUUGAUGAGGCGGAUCAAGUCCUUGCUGGUAAUUUUGCAAACUUUGUCGCCAAGGUAGUAGAACGAUUUGAAGAGGAACAACUAACUCGGUUAACAGAGAAAAGCAAUACACGACGACUAAUGCAUCUCACAUAUAGUCUACAUAAAAUGUUGUGCUCGGCAACACUUUCUUCUCAUGUGGCUCGAGUAUCAGAAGUUCGACUACGUAAUUGCCGACACUUUGCUUUGGAUACCUUUGGUAGUGAUAUUAGCCGUGAAGAUGAGGGAGAACCACUCCAGCUACAAUCUCUUGAGAAUAAGAGUAAGAAAGUAAAAGGGAAAAAGCGCGGUGGAGCAGCAGGAAAUAAUAAUAAUAAUGAUGAUGAUGAUGAUGAUGAUGAAAACGAUGAGAAUAAUGAUCCAGCUGGGGCUUUGCCUAUUUCACGACAGCAGCUUGUUCACACAUCAUUUGCUCUUCCUCCAAGACUGCAGGAACACGUAGUUUUUGUGGAAGAUUGGUACCGCCACGCGGUUUUGUUAAAACUUAUUCGGUCAAUUAUUGCUAAACAAAGAGGGGAGAAACUUGAAGCAACUCCACUAAAUGAAAAGAAAGAAGAAGAAGAAGAAAAGGAGGAAAAGGAAAAGGAACAGCUUAAAGAUUCUGCUGAUAGUUUAUUGAAGAGCGGCAAUGGAACCAACAGUGAUGAUGAUGAGGAUGAGGAUGAAGAGGAUGAUGAUAAGGAGCACGCGGAUGCGGAGUUUCGUGCUCUUGGGCACCGCCGACGCCGAAGACAACAAAACAACUGCACUUCUACCACACACUUUCAUCCCAACACUACUACUACUGAUAAUACUAAUAAUAAUAAUAAUAAUAAUAAUAAUAAUAAUAAUAAUAAUAAUAAUAAUAAUACUAGUAUUAGAAUUAGUAGUACUAACAAUCCUAACAGUACAUCCACAGGUGAGUACCCGUCCUGCGAUGAUGAUGCUGGUGAACGUAUUCUUAUCUUCUGCCGCUCUGCUGAGGAGGCACGUGUGAUGGGUCACUUUCUUCUCUCUGCUGGUGUGCGGGCGACGGAGUUCACAACUCUCACCACAGAAAGUGAACGACGACGGGCUUUAUUGAAAUCCUCUCCGGAUGCCUGUGUAGUCGCCUCUGAUGCGUUAAUGCGUGGUGUGGAUGUUCCUAAUGUUGGUCAUGUUAUCAUGUAUCACCCACCAGAGACUCUCUCACAGUAUGUUCAUCGUGCUGGCCGUACUGCACGGGCCAUGCGAGCAGGACAUCUACACAUGUUACUACAGAAGAAUGGACCAAGUGGAACUCAACGUGAUGGUGAAGUGGCGGUGUUUAAGGCUCUCAGUGCCACUAUUGCAAGAACACAGCCUGUGCGAUAUGAAAGACACUUCUUUAUGUUUGAUCGCCCUCCAACGAGUACUUCACUCACAAGUACAACGACAACUACCGGUAGCUGUAGUAGUAAUAAUAAUAAUAAUAAUAAUAAUAACAACAAUAAUGAUAAGAGUGAAAUCACUACAACAGACAAGACACAAUUGUUAGUGGAGGAAGCCAAUGAAUUGCUAAAGAAAACACAGGCAAGACUAGCAGGUCACUGGACUUCAGCGCUUGAGAGUAAUAAAAAGAAUACAACAUCGGAUAAGAUGGUACGUACCCCGCGUACUGGAAAGAAUGGUAAUGAACCCCCUACCAAGAAGGAAAGAAGGUAA